Molecule: messenger RNA, 2062 nt
Organism: Olea europaea var. sylvestris
Lineage: Eukaryota; Viridiplantae; Streptophyta; Magnoliopsida; Lamiales; Oleaceae
Product: CBL-interacting serine/threonine-protein kinase 23-like
Exons: 15
Coding region: 459-1826 (455 amino acids)
Biological process (GO): signal transduction; protein phosphorylation
Molecular function (GO): ATP binding; protein kinase activity
Source: RefSeq, a predicted model, not a curated record
CUUGAAAUCUCAUUAAUUUUCGGACAUCUUGAAGUUUCCUCGCAUAGAAAAUCCGAUCCCACAAUUCCAGAAAGAAUACGUAAAGAAAAUUAAGAAAAUUCCAGGAUUCUGCAUAUCGAAUAAUUUCCAUUUAAAGCCCGGAAUUCCGUUUAUUUUCUUAAACCAUUAUUGAUGGCCUCUGUGUCAGUUUCUUUCGUCUCAAUUUUCGAAAAUUUCUGAUCUGAAUUCCGUGACUUCUCCUUAUUUUUACGAACAAAGCAAACAGGAAAGAUGAAGGUGCUGAAAUCCCAGGUGUGGCAGCCUUGCAAGAAGAAGAGGCUUUAGAACAGAAUCUUCCCAAACAAGAAAACCUAGAAAGGGAGAGUUUUUAGCGUAAAGAGUGGAAGGGACACAGGGAAAAAGGCUAGCAGAAAAUGGAUGGGAUUUGUAUUGGAAAUUUCUUGUAGAUAGAUAGGGUUAUGGCAUCGCGAGGGGGUGGAAUUGGGAGGACGAGAGUGGGGCGGUAUGAACUGGGGAGAACGCUCGGGGAAGGAACGUUUGCAAAGGUAAAAUUUGCGAGAAACGUAACAACAGGUGAGGAUGUGGCUAUCAAGAUUCUUGAUAAAGAAAAGGUUCUCAAACACAAGAUGAUCAGCCAGAUUAAACGUGAAAUCUCAACCAUGAAAUUAAUCAGGCACCCAAAUGUCAUCCGCAUGUACGAGGUUAUGGCCAGCAAAACGAAGAUAUAUAUUGUUAUGGAAUUCGUAACGGGAGGCGAACUCUUCGACAAAAUUGCUAGCAGAGGGAGGCUGAAAGAAGAUGAAGCAAGAAAAUAUUUUCAGCAGCUAAUUAAUGCAGUAGAUUACUGCCAUAGCAGGGGCGUUUACCAUAGGGACCUUAAGCCUGAGAAUUUAUUAAUGGAUGCCAAGGGAGUUCUUAAAGUUUUAGAUUUCGGAUUGAGUGCUGUAUCUCAGCAAGUCCGGGAAGAUGGGUUACUUCACACAUCAUGUGGAACGCCAAAUUAUGUCGCUCCUGAGGUGAUCAACAAUAAGGGUUAUGAUGGAGCUAAGGCAGAUCUCUGGUCAUGUGGUGUUAUCCUAUUUGUCCUUAUGGCUGGUUAUUUGCCUUUUGAAGAGUCGAACCUCAGUGCAUUAUACAAAAAGAUAAAUAAAGCCGAGUUUUCAUGUGCUCCGUGGUUUUCCUCUGGUGCGAAGAAAUUGAUCAAAAGAAUUCUGGAUCCCAACCCAUCAACACGCAUCACAAUUUCUGAGGUUCUUGAGAAUGAUUGGUUCAAGAAAGGAUAUCAGGCACCUAUUUUUGAACAAGAGGAUGUUAGUCUUGAUGAUGUGAAUGCCAUCUUUAGUGAAUCUACCGACUGUCCAAGCCUUGUUGUGGAGAGGAGGGAGGAAAAGCCAGCUGCCACGCCAGUGACUAUGAAUGCCUUUGAGCUUAUCUCUAAAUCCCAGGGUCUCAAUCUGAGUUCUCUCUUUGAAAAGCAAAUGGGGCCUGUUAAGCGAGAAACGAGAUUCACAUCCAAAUGUCCUGCAAAUGAGAUUAUCUCAAAAAUUGAACAAACUGUGUUGCCUUUGGGGUUCGAUGUGAAGAAAAAUAAUUACAAGUUGAAACUUCUAGGGGAAAAGUUGGGACGUAAAGGUCAUCUAUCAGUUGCAACGGAGAUCCUAGAGGUGGCUCCUUCACUUCAUAUGGUCGAGCUCCGUAAGGCCGGAGGAGAUACCUUGGAAUUUCACAAGUUCUACAAGAACCUCUCGAUUGGAUUGAAAGAUAUUGUUUGGACAUAUGGUGAUGAAGCUAAAGAUGAAGUGAACAAUGGUACCGCGGCAUCUUGAUCCGGGCCUAGAACUCGUAGAAGUUUUAAAUAAUUGUUCAAUUUGUAUCAUGAAAUACUUCAUCCCUUUGUUUUAUGAAGUGAUAUGUACUCUGUUGAAUUUAAAGGUUCACUGUGAAUUAGACUGAUAUUGUGUUGUUUACCCCUGAAUGAUUUCCCAUAUAAAAUUGGAUGCAUCUUUGAAAUAUAUCUUUUGGUGCUCAGGAAGGUCCUAUUUGGGCCUUUCAAAUUUGUAAU